GUUGUACGCUCUCUACUACGUUUCCCAGAACACACCGCGGCGUUGGAGCUGUGUGUAGAGAGAGAGGGGAAGAUUUAGGAAUUCGUCUGCAGACUUGGAGCUGCGUUACAGAAAAAUGGCCUAGCAGUUCAGUUAACUGCUAAUUGUGCAUUAGAGUGUACUCUUGGUUAUGAGCAGUGGUGAGACGCAUCACUAUAACCGAUACUCCGGAGCAGCAGCCACAGCCCUUCAGCAGACUCCAGCAACAGGCAGAGCAGGAUGGAGGCUUCAUUUGGCCCGACCUUCUCCGCUGUAGCUGCUGGAGCUAAAGCAGAAGGAUCCAGCACCUACAAGCAGCACAGGAGAACUCCCUCCUCCUCCAGCACUCUGACCUACUCUCCCCGGGAUGAUGACGAUGGAAUGCCUCCUAUUGGGACUCCUCGGAGGUCAGAUUCAGCCAUCUCAGUCCGAUCUCUCCAUUCCGAGUCCAACAUGUCUCUGCGCUCCACGUUCUCUCUGCAUGAAGAGGAGGAGGACACGGAGCCCCAGGUGUUUGCUGAACAGCCGUCUGUAAAACUGUGCUGCCAGCUGUGUUGUAACGUCUUCAAGGACCCCGUCAUCACCACGUGUGGGCACACCUUCUGCAGACGAUGUGCCUUGACUUCAGACAAGUGCCCAGUGGAUGCGGCUAAGCUAACGGUUGUGGUGAACAACAUUGCGGUGGCGGAGCAGAUUGGAGAGCUCUUCAUUCACUGUAAAUACGGCUGCAGGGCCACAGCCAGCGCUGCAGGAGGAGCUGCAGGCGGGGCUGCGGCCCCCACCGCCACAGUGGCCGGGAAACCUGGAGCGUACGAGGUCGACCCACUGGGCUGCCCGUUCACCAUCAAACUGUCCACACGCAAAGAACAUGAGGCCAGCUGUGACUACAGGCCUGUCCGCUGCCCCAACAACCCCUCCUGCCCCCCGCUGCUCACCAUGAACCUGGAGGCUCACCUCAAAGAAUGUGAGCACAUCAAGUGUCCACACUCCAAAUAUGGCUGUACAUUCAUCGGUAACCAGGACACGUAUGAAACACACCUGGAGGUGUGUAAGUUUGAGGGUCUGAAGGAGUUUCUGCAGCAGACUGAUGACAGGUUCCAUGAGAUGCAGCUGACUCUGGCCCAGAAGGACCAAGACAUCGCUUUCCUGCGCUCCAUGUUGGGCAAACUGUCUGAGAAGUUAGAUCAGCUAGAGAAGAACCUGGAGCUCAAAUUCGAUGUGUUGGAUGAGAACCAGAGUAAACUGAGUGAGGACCUGAUGGAAUUUCGUAGAGAUGCGUCCAUGCUUAAUGAUGAGUUGUCUCACAUCAAUGCCAGGCUCAACAUGGGAAUCCUGGGCUCGUACGACCCUCAGCAGAUCUUCAAGUGCAAGGGGACAUUUGUCGGCCACCAGGGUCCAGUUUGGUGUCUGUGUGUCUACUCCACCGGAGACCUCCUCUUCUCUGGAUCCUCAGAUAAGACCAUCAAGGUGUGGGACACCUGCACCACCUACAAGUGUCAGAAAACCCUCGAGGGUCAUGACGGCAUCGUCCUGGCGCUGUGUAUCCAAGGAAACCGGCUGUACAGCGGCUCUGCAGACUGCACCAUCAUCGUGUGGGACAUCCAGACCCUGCAGAAAGUCAAUACUAUCCGUGCUCAUGACAACCCUGUUUGUACGCUGGUCUCCUCCCACAACAUGUUGUUCAGCGGCUCCCUCAAGGCCAUUAAGGUGUGGGACAUCGUGGGUACGGAGCUGAAGCUGAAGAAGGAGCUGACGGGUCUGAAUCACUGGGUCAGAGCACUGGUGGCCUCUCAGAACCACCUGUACAGCGGCUCCUAUCAGACCAUCAAGAUCUGGGACAUCCGUUCUCUGGAGUGUGUCCACGUCCUGCAGACCAGUGGCGGCAGCGUCUACUCCAUCGCCGUCACCAAUCACCACAUUGUCUGUGGCACCUAUGAAAACCUCAUCCAUGUGUGGGACAUUGAGUCUAAAGAGCAGGUGAGGACUCUGACAGGUCACGUGGGAACAGUGUAUGCUCUUGCCGUCAUCUCCACCCCUGACCAGACCAAAGUGUUCAGCGCCUCCUACGACCGCUCGCUCAGGGUGUGGAGCAUGGACAACAUGAUCUGUACCCAGACACUGCUGAGACACCAGGGCAGUGUAACAGCUCUAGCCGUCUCCAGAGGGCGCCUCUUCUCUGGAGCCGUCGACAGCACCGUCAAGGUGUGGACGUGCUAAACAAAGUUCGCUGUGCAGGAGUCCAUUCAACGCCACAUGUCUUUGUUGUGUAAGACGGACGGUAUGAACGGUAACCUUUCCACGUGAUUUCCUCCUCCACAUCCGUUUCUUCUUUGAUUGUGAUUUAACAGUUCCAUAAUAACCACCGCUUCACAAUCCAGCUGCAUCGGAACCAUUUUACUAAGUGUUGCUUUCCAAACUUCAAACAAACCCUCUGACGGCUCGACCCGAUGGUCACGGUCGAGGGUCGCUCCGAGGUCACGCUCCUUAGUGACCUCAUCACCAGUGCAUUACGGCGCAAAAUGAGACGAGCUGCCUUACAGUUGCACCGCACUGCGCCAAAACCAAGACUGACUGGACGCUGCAGCCCUGUAAUCAGAACAGGAAGCAGAGAGGUUUCAGACUCUUACCUGCUUCCUGCACCUGCCGUUUAAGAACUGUACUGAUGAUGCCUGAUGCAUACUGUUCAAAUAAGUCUAAGGGCUGAUUUCACAAACAUGGAGUGACACCACACUCAUUUCACAUAUAUAUGUGUUGUGUUUCUCAGAAUGCACCAGAACAAUGGCAAGAAAUUGAAAUGGGGACGUGGUUAUUUUAUCCAGAUGAAUGGCACACUGACUUUUUACAACCAAGAGGAGGAAACUGAAGAAAAAAAGAAAAUUCGCAGGCUAUCUAGCCUUAGCUACACUUACCGGCGAUUACCUUUACAUUCAAACAGUGACACACAUCUGGGGGCUGCUCACUCCCUGGCACCGACUGUUUACCAUCCUGUCACUCGUGCAGGAUUUGAAGAUAAUUACAAGUCUUAGUUUUUAUUAUCAAGACUUAUUUUUAGCUCGUAAUCGUACCGCUUUCGUCAGGGGGAAAAAAGUCAUUGAGGAAAAACUUUCAUCAUAGUUUUCAUCAACGAAAUUAACACUGCAGUGAAAGCACCCCAAGUUUCGUCAGCUUGUUUGACUUCACUUCUCUUGGUUUGUUUAUUAAAAGCCAGUGUGAACUGGACCAGGAUUAAAUAACAACCAGCAAUCUAUUUUUUUUCCUUUGGGAUGAGAAAAGUAUCCACAGGCCAGGAUUGUACCCGACAGUCGGAUUGAUCAACAGCAAAGAUCUGCAUGUUGGUGAAUUUUCCACCAACUGGCACAAAUAAAGCGGGAUUCAUAAUUGUGUGUCAGCUUGAUGAAGAGCCUAUGCUGUUGUGUGUCUGUGUCACUCUGCAGUUACACCUCCAAAACACUAGUUAGCGGUGGAGGUUUCUGUGAAGUGCUGUAAAGUGUAGUUGAUUCAAAACACACAUUAAACACACAUUAAACAUGUUUUAAUAGAAACAGUGUCAAACACAAGUACACAGAUCAGCUUCAUUAUAACUGGCAGCUGAUUUGUGUACUUUUCCUGGACACAUUUUCCCCACAAAUACAACAUGCUAAUGUUUUUAGCACAAGCCUAUGGCAUUUUACAUUGUACAAAUUAGCCUAGCAGCUAGGGGACUUUUCCUCUUCUCAUAUGAAGCCAGGGACAACAGCAACAUUUAACAAAGGUAGCAUUACAAAAUUGGACUCCAUUACAGCUCACAAGGUUCACUGACAAAACAACUGUCUUAUACUAAACACGUUUUCCAAACACAUACAACAUGCUAACGUUAUUAGCACAAGCCUAUGGCAUUUUACAUUGUAUAGAUUAGCCUAGCAGAGAUUUCCUCUGCUCAUAUGAAGCCAGGAUAAAUCACACACAAGACUUAAAAUGCUAUUUUUGUGGAGGCUUUAUUGUCGUCACAAUUUAUUGUUUCUUAUCUAUGAAAUUAAAGUAAAUCAAAGCUUUGUUUCCACUGAGGGAAAUGGUUUCAGCUCACAGAGACAGACAGGAGGUCUGCGUCACUGUGACGUCUAGUUACAUUUCUGGGGAGGUGCACGUCAGGCUGUGGUGUAGGGUACGGCAUCAGUUCAACGCAGAAGUAUAAAUCCCACUUAAGAAAGAAAACACAUACGAUCAAAGAAAGGACACCCUCAUAUGUCAGUCAGUAUCUGGCCUGGAUAAAACUGAAGAUUCAGAGCAGCUCGUGUAAUAAUAAUAUCUACAUUUCCGCCUCUCAGCUGACGAUGUUCAGAGGAUGACCAUUGGCUCAUUUCAGGAUACAUUUCCUCCCCCUUCAGUCAUCGUGGUUGUCACUCAGACCUUUGUGAAACCAGCCUUUAUAAAUCACCUUUUAAUAAGUGAAGACUUUAAAGAGAAUGACAGAUCUAUAGAUUUACUGAGUUUUAUAUUAGUGCCAUGAUAGAGCUGUAUUCAGAGCCAUUAACGGUUGUACAGUGGUGUAAGAUAAGACAGUGCCGAGCCUGGACAGAAUGACUCACACUGGCCUACAUUAACAGAGAGGGACGGAGAGAGGAGGACAGUCUGUGUGCAUGUGUGUGUCUGUUGUUGUGUAUAUGUGUGUGUGUGUGUGUGUGUGUUUCAAUGAGUGCCAUAUGUGUGGAAGGAAAGGAAAGACUGACCCCUCCCCGCUCUCUGGUCUCUAACUUCAGCCGGUUAGAAUGAACAUAACCACAGAUUAAUCUGAUUGUUAACCCUCGAUGGACUGACGGUGAAGGCCAGCAGGUGAUUGUGUGUAAUGAACCUUCAAACUCCCAGAAGCAAAGUGCCAUUGAGCUGAAGUGAAGCCCUGCUCUCCAAAAUUAUAUUUCAGGACCCAUAUUGGGUUGACAAUAUGAAAACUGACUCGAUCUGCCUGGGAGGGUGGUUUUUAAGUUCAUGAGAUCAUUCACAUCCACGCCAAAUUCAAACACGUGGGCUGAGUUAGGUUUUUACAGAUGUUGAGAGUUAUGUUGCCUUCACUCAGAGCAGAUCUGUCCGCUGCUCACUGAAGCCUCGGUGAGGAAGGUGGUGAGGAAGAGAGGAAGUGUCUUCACUGGUCACAGUUUCAGUGAUUCCUUGUAUACUUGUAUUCAUGUAAGCCUGAGUUGAUCAUUGAUCAAUAAAACUGUUGUACACUU
Epinephelus moara (kelp grouper) is the source of this 5222-nucleotide messenger RNA. RefSeq names its product TNF receptor-associated factor 7 (gene traf7). Gene Ontology annotation, molecular function: zinc ion binding; protein binding. The record is from RefSeq and is a predicted model, not a curated record. Bases 259 to 2235 code for a protein of 658 amino acids. NCBI's taxonomy places the organism in Eukaryota, Metazoa, Chordata, Actinopteri, Perciformes, Serranidae. The transcript is spliced from 22 exons. Gene Ontology annotation, cellular component: nucleolus. Gene Ontology annotation, biological process: ribosomal large subunit assembly; Notch signaling pathway.